This is a messenger RNA of Hylaeus anthracinus, 339 nucleotides long. RefSeq lists its product as uncharacterized. Lineage: Eukaryota; Metazoa; Arthropoda; Insecta; Hymenoptera; Colletidae. The annotation marks the transcript as partial. The transcript has a single exon. The record is from RefSeq and is a predicted model, not a curated record.
AUGCGGGGAAGGUUGACCUUCCGCCUCACGCAGGUGCUCUCCGGACAUGGAUGCUUUGGAGAAUACCUGCACCGGAUGGGGCGGGAGCCGACACCGCAGUGGCAUCACUGCGGCGAGGAGGUGGACACGGCGUGGCACACACUCGAGGAGUGUCCGGUAUGGGCCGCGCCGCGCCGUGCCCUAAGAGUCGCAGUGGGUGAAUGGGACCUCUCCCUCGCGGCCAUAGUCGACCACAUGGCCUCGAGCGAGAGGUUGUGGAAAGCGGCGGCCACCUUUUGCGAGGAGGUUACGUCGCAGAAGGAGGCCGACGAGCGAGCCCGGGAAAGAGACCCGGGCUCG